AUGGUCAAGGAAACUAAAUACUACGACCUCCUCGAGGCCUCGCCAGACGCAUCCGACGCGGACCUCAAGAAGGCCUACCGCAAAAAAGCACUACGACUGCACCCAGACAAGGGUGGUGACCCGGAGUUGUUCAAGGAGGUAACACAAGCAUAUCAAGUCCUCUCAGAUCCACAAAAGCGAAGCAUCUACGAUGCACGGGGAGAGGCAGCAUUGUCAGAAUCAGGCGGCAUGGGUGGCAUGGAUCCCCAGGAUCUGUUCAGCCAAUUGUUCGGCGGCGGAGGCUUCUUCGGCGGCGGUGGUGCAUCCCGCGGGCCGCGCAAGACGAAAGACCUCGUCCACCGUGUACACGUCACGCUCGAGGACCUCUACAAGGGCAAGACGUCGAAGCUCUCGCUCACACGGAACGUUAUCUGCGCCAAGUGCAGCGGCAAGGGCGGAAAGGAGGGUGCGGUGCAGACGUGUACGACGUGCCACGGGCAGGGUGUGCGCGUCACGCUGCGCCAGAUGGGCCCGAUGAUCCAGCAGAUCCAGCAGCCGUGCGACACGUGCAGCGGGACGGGCGAGAUGAUCAACGCGAAGGACCGCUGCAAGACGUGCAACGGCAAGAAGGUCAUCAGCGAGAAGAAGAUGCUCGAGGUCCACAUCGACAAGGGCAUGAAGGGCGGCCAGACGAUCAACUUCCGCGGCGAGAGCGACCAGGCACCCGGCGUCACCCCCGGCGACGUUAUCAUCGUCAUCGAGGAGAAGCCGCACGAGCGGUUCAAGCGCCAGGGCGACGACUUGGUUAUUGACCAGGAGGUCGACCUGCUCACAGCACUCGGCGGAGGCCAGUUCGCGAUCAAGCACCUCGACGACCGGGCGCUCAUCGUCAAGAUCAACCCCGGCGAGGUCAUCAAAUACGGCGACCUCAAGGUUAUCCCCGGCCAGGGCAUGCCCUCCUACCGGCAUCACGAGGCAGGCGACCUUUUCGUGCACUUCACGAUCAGGUUCCCCGACCGGCUCGACCCGUCGGUCAUCCCGACGCUCGAGCGCGCGCUCCCGCCACGCACGCCGCUCGAGAAGUUCCCGAAGAGCAUCGUACUCGACGAUGUCGAGCUCGAGGAGGCGGACACCCGGCAGCGUGCACGGGCGAGCGCGGCGGACUCGAUGGACGAGGACGAGGAGGGCGAGCCGAGAGUGCAGUGCGCGAACCAAUGA
This is a messenger RNA of Rhodofomes roseus, 1197 nucleotides long. RefSeq lists its product as uncharacterized. Gene Ontology annotation, cellular component: cytoplasm; nucleus; cytosol. Lineage: Eukaryota; Fungi; Basidiomycota; Agaricomycetes; Polyporales; Fomitopsidaceae. Gene Ontology annotation, biological process: protein refolding; response to heat. The transcript is spliced from 6 exons. The coding region runs from base 1 to 1197 and encodes 398 amino acids. The record is from RefSeq and is a predicted model, not a curated record. Gene Ontology annotation, molecular function: Hsp70 protein binding; ATP binding.